AUUCCUUUCCACCCCCACCAUGGAAGACGUCGGCGCCUUGGUGGCGGCUUACUCCCGCGGCCUGGCCGGGGGCCUCGGCGUGACCGUGUGCGCCGCCGCCGCCGCCGGCGGAGUCUUGCUUUAUAAAAUCGCGCGAAGACCGAAGCCCACCCACACGACGGUCAACUGCUGGUUUUGUAACCAGGAUACGGUGGUGCCUUACGGGAACCGCAAUUGCUGGGAUUGUCCGAAUUGUGAGCAGUACAACGGAUUUGAAGAGAAUGGAGAUUACAACAAGCCAAUCCCAGCUCAAUACAUGGAGAAUCUAAAUCACGUCGUUUCUGGAGCAGGGGCCUUCUACGACCCCACCAAGCCCCAACAGUGGGUCAGCAGCCAGGUCCUCCUUUGUAAGAAGUGUAACAACCACCAGACCGUGAAGAUCAAGCAACUGGCGUCUUUCACCCCCAGAGAAGAGGGCAAAUACGACGAAGAAAUCGAGGUAUAUAAACACCACUUGGAGCAGACCUAUAAACUCUGCCGGCCCUGCCAAGCUGCCGUCGAAUAUUAUAUCAAGCAUCAAAACCGCCAGCUCCGAGCUCUCCUCCUCCGGCACCAUUUCAACAACCGGAAAAGCGACAAGUCUUAUAUGCAGAGUUUUUACGCCUCGGCUUCUGCGGGCAAUACCACGCCACUGCGAGUGAUCCUGCUGCGGUUUCUGGCCUUCCUCAGUUGCACCACUCUUGUGUUGAUGGCCCUAUAUGGGUCAGGAGACCCCUUUUUUUCGGGUUCUGCUACAUCGCCGGUUCUGCCAAGCUCAGGUCUGUCGAGGAACAAGACCGGGCCAGCUCCGCCAGUGAUCCUGCCACGUAACGACUCCCUCCUGGAAUCGAUGGGCUGGCAAGAGGCUAUCCAGUCGUUCUCAGCGCGAGCCGUGGAGACGCUGGAAGCAGCCUGGAUCUACGGGAAGAACCAUCAAACGGCCGUGGUUGUCUUGGGGCUUUUCACUUGCAUCCUGGCUAUGUUGCUGGCAGGACGGAUCAGGCUCCGACGCAUCGACGCCUUCGCUGCCUUCCUGUGGCUGCUGGUGAUGGGCUUCCACUUGGUAGAGAGGUAUCUGCAGGUGGACAUGCCCAGCUGGGUGGAGACCGCCAAGUUUGGCACCACCUCCCUGUGCUGCUUGGUGGGAUUUGCAGCCGCCGUGGCCACGCGGAAGCCCGGGGGUCAGUGGAGACCUCAGCCCCGAAGGUUUUCUCCAGGAGAUCAACUGGCCGUCUUCCCCAGCAGCGCCGAGUUCAGCUUUGUCUACCCUUCUCCCCCGCUUCCUUUCGUCCCCAGUCCUCCCAGUAUCCUCCAGUUGAACCAGCGGCUUUUCUGCUCCCCACGUCGGACGUCCUCUUCGUCUCUCCCCGGACGGCUGAAUCGGGCCCUUUCGCUCGGCACGAUCCCUUCCCUAGCCAGGACCGAUUCGGGCUACCUGUUCAGCGGAAGCCGCCCGCCCUCGCAGGCCUCCUGCCCCAAGGAUUGGGCAGCAUCAGAAUAUUUCUCGGUCCUCUCCGGAAGUUGCAUGCCCUCGCCGGCUCCCUCACCGGCACCGUCGGUGGCUGGCUCCAUGGCGUCCAGUUCCAGUUCCUUGCGGUUCCGCCGGCCUCUGAUCAGCCCCGCUCGGCUGAACCUGAAAGGGCAGCAGCUGAGACUCUUCAGGGGACAACGCGAACUCCAUCCCGGGGAAGAUUUCGCCUCGUCGGAAAACAGCCCGUUUGCUCCGGAGCGGUCUGUCUUUCCCAAAACGCACUUCGGAGAGCAGGGCCUACCAGAUGUGACAGCAGCCAGCAGUGUCUCCACCGAAGAUUCCGGGAAAAAGGCAGACGGUUCGUCGCACUCGUCCAAUUGUGUUGUUGACACCACAACGAAAGAAGAACCUUCAGGUUGGAAGGGCUGUUUUGGGAACCUGCUUCUCCGAGGUCUCCUGGCCCUCAGCCUGACGGUCAACGCCAUCUUCACCUCCGCCUACCUCUACCAAACGUUGCGAUGAGGCUCAGGGCCUGCCCCCCACUCCACCCGCACCCCCCCUCAAAAAAAGUGGGGGGGGAGUCUCCCCCAUUUCCCUCAUCCUGGAGAUCGCGAGCUUACCGAAGAGACCAGGACAUUGCAAGGACCUUCUCCGCCGCAUGGCCGCGUCCCGCACAGGCAGCGGGAUCCGGUCUGUUUCUCCUGAUCUCCGUGGCUUGCCCCCCCCCCCCGAUAUUCCUUGCCUGCUUCACCCGUCAUCUGAGAACAGUCUUGGUGGAUCGGGAAGCGCUCUUGACUUUUUUUUUUUUGUGCCCUGGUUUUCCUCGACCCGUACAGAAUGUGGGACGAAAGAGACGGGAGUUUGGACGGCGAAGGCCGGACGUGGGUGCCGUUUGCGUUCUGCCUUUCAGCCACAAACCUCGAAUGGUGGUUAAAUGCUGGCUCACGGAGAGAGAACUUAAGAACUUCGGGGGGGAGUCCCUCUCUCCAUCGUCUUUGGUCUUCCAAAUCCUAGCUCUCUUUUUCCUAAUCUCUCUGUGGCCGAGGGGUGUGUGUGGAAAAACAGUCCCUCGCGUUGCUGGAUAAGUUGCUGACUUCCAGGAUCCGGUCAGUUUCACUGCUUUUUUAGGAUCCGGUCAGUUUCACUGCUUUUCAAGUCAAACGUGUCUGGGACGUUUGGAGAAAGUCUGUUAACUGUGUGUAUGUCUGUUCUUAAUUUAUUGAUUUUCAGGGUCCAGGAAGACUGGCGUUUUUGAGAAGUUUCAUGCAGGCCAAAAUGGGUUGGGGACAUCUUUAUUAGCGUCAGGGGAAGAAACCUGUGCAAAAUAAAGUGAAUUUUCCCCCCCCCAUUCUUAAGUGGCCCUGUACUAGGUUUCCUGAUGACAUCCUGCUUUUUUUUCUCCCCCAAACCAGAAACCGGUUCCUUCAAUUUGGGCUUUUGAUGUCUCUCCGCAUUUGAAUGCAUGUGCUAGAAAUUAGAAAAUGUUAACUUUCCUGCGUUACCACCCCGGUUUAAAAUCUUCCUUCUUCGGCUCACGUUGGCUGGCUAAAAAAAAUGCCAAUAUUCUGCCUUAGCCGGCUGUGCAACAUGGGUUAGAAGGCUGAUUUAAAAAAUAUAUAUAUAUUUUAAGAGCAUGACAAAAAGAGACAUCUGCAAAGCUCUUUUUUUUUUUGGCCUCUUGAGCAACCAAGGAAUUUUUAAUUUAUUUGUUUUUUAAAGCCAAGAUUAAGACCUAUCACUUUAUCCGUUGAUGAUCUUGGCUUGGAAGCGGGACGUUUAAUGUCUUAAUUGCCAAUUGGCUCACGGACAGUGGCAGGAUAUUCAGGGAACCUUUUUCUCAGAGCUUGUUAAAAAAAGUUUCAAUUUUUUUCCCAUCCUUGGGGGUCUCUCUUCCCCACCUCACAGCCACCCAGCUGCCUUGAAACCGCUCCGAAAAAAAAGCUUUUUCCCAGAAAUUUCAAACGUCGUGUUCAACAGGCUUUCUUUAACCACCUGUCAGUCCUGUUUAAUUUUGCUUCCUACGGCAAAUUUCUCCCCCCCCCCCAAAAAAAAGUGGCGUUAUCGCCACGUGUGUUGCAGAAAGCAGUUAUUUUUUUAAAAAAAGAAAAAUCUGGAAAAAAUGCACGGGGACGACAUGCCAGCUCAAAACAGGCGGCUUGUAUUUUUGGUGCUAGAAAAACCGUUAUUUAAAAGAGUCACACGGGCGUUCCUUUGAUCGCAGUGUUAAGUACCGCGCGUCUUAUAAGGGUUAUAUCCUUUUCAAAGUUUUUUUUCCCCUUAAACUUUAGGUUGGUGGCGGGGGAGAAAAAACCACACACACUACACACGUACACACAUUUUAAGUAAGGUGUUAACAUUCAGCGACGGGAAAAAAAAAUUCCGUUCAAAUUCAGGAGUUUGUUUUUUUCAAAUUCACACAUGUCUUUCUGUAGAAGCGGCUCCCCCUUUCUCUUCUGUAGUCCAGCCUCUUUGUAUCUGUUGUUAUCCGCACCUGCCGCAGUACUCCCUGAGGACUAGCUCCUUGCUGAAUGUACAAGAAACGAUACACUGUGUCCUGCGAAGCUUGAAUUUCACAGCGGGUGGGAAGGCCACCGGGGCGCCAUUUUGAGAACAACGGCGGGAAUCUCGAUUUCAUUUUAUACUUAAAGAAGGCUGGAGAAGAAAUCCGCCUCUUUCGGGUGGGUGGGUGGGAGGGU
Ahaetulla prasina is the source of this 4185-nucleotide messenger RNA. RefSeq names its product transmembrane protein 201 (gene TMEM201). Bases 20 to 2011 code for a protein of 663 amino acids. Gene Ontology annotation, biological process: nuclear migration along microtubule. Gene Ontology annotation, cellular component: nuclear inner membrane. The transcript has 11 exons. NCBI's taxonomy places the organism in Eukaryota, Metazoa, Chordata, Lepidosauria, Squamata, Colubridae. The record is from RefSeq and is a predicted model, not a curated record. Gene Ontology annotation, molecular function: lamin binding; actin filament binding.